AUGGCGUUGCAGUCGGCCGUCACCGCGGAUCGAGGCGGGGGAACUCGGCCACGUUCGCAGCACGAUGCCGUCUACGGGGCCAAACGCCUGCUCCGUUGCGUGGCGGCUGGCGGCAAGGCAGAGGACGGCGCCCCCGAUGGCGCGCUCGAGACCUUCCUCAAGAUGGUAUCGCAGGCGAUCAGCGAUCCAUACCGGGCCAGACAGGCCGAAGCGCCCAGCGACCAUCGGCAUCCCGGGCUCGAUGCGUGUCAGGCUACCUUUAUCGAGCAGACUCGCUGCUGGCUCAUGCGGCCCUCGGCCCUUCCGCAGCUGCUCGAGCUCGACGCGGUCGCAUCGGACAUCCUCGCCCAAGCCUUCGACACCGCUGUCUUCGCGGCGGAGGAAGGUCCUUCUGUGCCCGCUGCGACGCCGCACGAGGUCACUAUCCUCAGCGGGACGAGGAUGCUGAUCGAGGGCUAUAUUGGCAUGCCGCGCGACGCCGCCACAGCCAAGGACGACGAAGGGUGGUGCUUGCAGACGGGCGCCGCCGUCCUCGACCAAGUCGCCUGCGUCCUUGCAAGCCUGCUCGAGCUGGCCAGCCCCAGCCAGAUUGCAUCAGGCAGUGACCCGCGCGAGCAUGGCUUGGAAAUGGUGCUCGGCCUGCUCGGCGCUGCGGCCAUCGUACUGGACUCGAGCUGCGAGAUGCUGUCACACCGCUCGGCCGCUGAGCUGCUCGAUCAGUUCAGCUACGGCUGCUUGCCGCUCGCGCUCGACCUCGCGGUUGCGAGCAACCUCGCGCGUGGCUCGGAGGUGCUCGACGUGCUCCGCUGCACGAUCGAGCGCAUAAUGCUGCGCGAGCUCGAGCUCGGCAUGGCGCUGGCAAGCACGGUGAUCGAAGCGAUCGCGUCGCAGUUGUUCGCAGCGGAUAACACCUCAAGCGACUGCCUCGAGGCUCCCGUAGAGGCCGAUGACGCUCGGCGGAACGACCUCAGCGCAGACCGCGAUGCGCGCCGCGAGGGCAUCGAUGGUGAAGCAAGGCGCCGGCUGCAGGGCCUGGUGGUGUCCGUCGUCGACGUCUUGGUCUGGGAGCUGCGCGAGAUCGCCCUAUGCGGCGAGGCGGCCCCUGCCAAUGCCGCCUUGCUCCAAGAGACGCUCGAACAGGUCCUGUCGUCGUGGUCCUCUCCAUGCGACGGCAUCGGGCCAUGCCGAGGCGUAGAGUGGCCGAGCCGCUCCUUGGGCGAUGCCUUUCUCGACCUGGACGAUGCGCUCGCGGCGCUGCGUGGGGCUUGA
Molecule: messenger RNA, 1269 nt
Organism: Pseudozyma flocculosa PF-1
Lineage: Eukaryota; Fungi; Basidiomycota; Ustilaginomycetes; Ustilaginales; Ustilaginaceae
Exons: 3
Coding region: 1-1269 (422 amino acids)
Source: RefSeq, a predicted model, not a curated record